UCCACAUCAAAAGCCCUUGUUACGAGAGAGCGCGCGAAGGAAACACACGCACGCGAACGCGCAGCUCAUCUAGCCCUAACCCAUCCAGCCUCCAUCGCCUGCCUCCCAUGGCGGCUCUACUUACGAAGAGCAUCGCCGUUUUGGCGUUGGUGCUCUGCGCCACCACCGUCGCCGAAUCAUUCAACAUUCCCGUGAUGUUCCACGACAUGUGGUUCCGUCGCAGCAUUGCGAGGUCCUCUUUCCAGGAGAAGGCCGCGGCGCCUGCCACCGCUCCGUCGAAGCCGCCGGUGGCUGCGCCCACGUCACCGUCAGCAGUCCCGCCAGUUCUGCCGACGCCUGCCCUGCCCGUGCCGCCCACCACGGCUCCGUCGUCCAACGCGCCCACGCCGACGCCCACCCUCCCGUCGAACGCGCCCACUCUGGCGCCUAUGAUGGCCGUGCCCCCCGUGCAUGCACCCUCCGGCGGUCCUGCACCAGCGCCCGUGCCGGCUUCGUCUCCCAUGGCCGCUGCUCGGGUUGUGCGCGUGCCGCCGACCGCAGCGCCGGCUCUUGCUCCUUGGAUGCCUGCGUCCGCACCGAGAUCCAGCGCGCCGUCGCCGAUGCCCACGCUUCCCACUACGCCAGCUCCCGUUGCGCAACCCCCUGCAUCGGCACAACCCAAACCUGGUCCAGUGCUUCCGUUGCCACCGACCCCAGCGCCGGCCGCCACCCUACCCGACGCCAGGGACGGAUUAAGGGGGGGACGAGGGGGGGCGAGACCCCCCCCAACGAUCGCACAGUCCCUUGAAAUGGGAGAGAUUAGCGCUACUUUUUUUACCUGUGUGCUUCCCUGCAGCCUGCUUCGCCCCCCCCUAUUCCCCAUCGGCCUUUUUGUAUAGGCGUAUAGCCCAUGUAACCAGUGCAGCCCAUUGAACAUUUACAGGCUAAAAGCAAAAAAACUAAGCCGAGCAGGCCCUGCACACCACGACACACUAGAUUGACAGGCCCCAAAGAGGCAAAGACAACGCUAGCACGCUGCGCACGUCGUCAGUUCGUUCGACUCUUCGUCUCCAAAAAAUUAGCGAUUGGAUCUCUGGGGACUGCCUCCAGCGCUCAGGGACGCCAGGUCGCCGGCGCGCCGCCAACGCCCGUCGAGAAGCCAGGAUAGGAAGGCUGGAAGGGGACGCCGCAACGCUCGGACAGGCGCCGAUCCACGGACACGUUGCCGGCAGCCCGGAGGCCAGAGUCCUGGACAGAACGACGGCGGACGACGGGCAUGCUGGCCCGGGCAGGAUAAGCGGCAGCAGCACAAGGGGAAAAGGUAGUUCAUGCCUUUAACAAUUGUAGAAGUAUAAUCAUCCAAAUUGCAGCCCUUAAUCAUCAAUAUAAAAUUUUCAAUUGUUUGUGCUUGUGUAGACAUGAAGAGAAAGAGAGAAUCAAUUCAGAACUUUUUCAAACCCGUUGGUUCAAGCUCUCGGCCAUCAGAACAUGAUACUACUGUAGACAACGACAACGUUCAACCUAGCGAACAGAAUCACCCAAAUUGUACUGAUGGUGAUGCCCAAAUUGAUCAUGAUGUUUCCGUGCCAGAAGCUACGGAAGAAGAUACAAUUAUAACCACAAGUUAUGACCGAGAGCCCGGGCGACGUCUUCAAAUUUGGCAACUUCCUCCCGAUGAGCAUGAUGCUGCUAGGCGCUUUUAUAUAUCUAAAGGGGCUUAUCAACCAAUCUUAAAGCCAGAUGAGUAUGAAUUUACUGGGACAGGGGCUGGCCGUAGGCGAUUCCAAAGUGAUUGGUUCACGAAUCAUUGGUGGUUGGAGUAUUCACCUCUAAAAAAUUGUGCCUAUUGUUUGCCUUGUUUUCUCUUCUCAAAGAAGCCAAUUGGGAAGUGUGGUUCAGAUACAUUCACAGUGAGCGGAUUUGAUAAGUGGAAGAAAGUUAACAAUGGAAAAGAAUGUGCUUUCCUCAAGCAUAUGGGCACUACUCCCAGCUCGGCUCACAAUUUUGCAGUUCGGUGUUAUGAAAACUUGAGAAACAGACUUAAUCAUGUUGAUGAGGUGAUGAAAAAGCAAACUAAGAAGCGGGUUCUUGAUGCAAGACUAAGGCUAAAGACUUCCAUUGAUGCCAUGAGGUGGCUAAUGUUUCAAGCAUGUCCCUUCAGAGGAAAUGAUGAGUCUGAGGAUUCCAAGAACCAAGGUAAUUUCAAGGAAAUGAUUAAGCUUUUGGCGUCUUAUAACAAGGAUGUACAUGAAGUUGUACAGAAUGCUCCAAGAAAUGCAAAGUACACCUCAGCAACUAUUCAAAAGGAAAUUGCUAGCAUAUUUGCUGGAAAAGUGAAAACCUCAAUUAAAGAAGAACUUGGUAAUAGCAAAUUCUCUAUCUUGGUUGAUGAAUGUAGAGACGAGUCUAAAAAAGAGCAGAUGGCAGUAGUUCUUCGAUUUGCAAACAUAGAAGGGGUGAUAAGAGAACAUUUUCUUGAUCUUGUUCAUGUUAGAGACACUAGUGCUUUGACUCUCAAGAACACAAUUAUUGCCGUCCUAGUUGAUAAUGGGUUGAAUGUGCAAGAUAUUAGAGGCCAGGGAUAUGACGGGGCAAGCAACAUGAGGGGGGAGUGGAAUGGGCUGAAAGCUCUAAUUCUCAAAGAGUGCCCUUAUGCAUACUAUAUCCAUUGUCUUGCACAUCAACUCCAAUUGGCUCUUGUUGCUGCUUCAAGGGAGGUACAUGAGGUCCAUAAUUUUUUUCAGCAUGCAAAUUUCAUUGUAAAUACAGUUAGUGCAUCUCCCAAACGGAAUGAUGAACUGUUAGAAAAUCAGGCUGCUGAAAUUGCUAGUGAGAUUGAAUUGGGAGAGCUUGACACAGGAAGAGGGGCCAAUCAAAUAGGUUCUUUACAAAGGGCCGGAGACACGAGAUGGAGUUCCCACUACAAAUCUAUCAAAAGUUUGUUAAAGAUGUUUGCCGCAACUGUUACAGUGCUAAGAAGUGUAGCAGCUGAUCGUUGAAGCUACAAGGAACUCAAGAGGUGAUGCCGGAGGUGCCUUGAAAAUCCUACUGACAUUUGAUUUUGUGUUCAUUCUACACUUAAUGGAAAGAAUCAUGAAAAUCACAGAUGUCUUGUGUCUCAAACUUCAACAUAAAUCUUUGGACAUUGCAAAUGCAUUAGAUUGUGUUUCUAACACAAAGGUGUUGCUUGGUGAACUAAGAGAAGAUGGAUGGGACAACCUUUUUGAAGAUGUGAAAUCCUUUUGUGUGAAACAUGAGAUUGACAUCCCGGACAUGGAUCAAAAGUACGUAUCUUUUCCUAUCUCUUUAUGAUUAUAUAAAUUACAAUGUAGAGAUUUAGCCACUUACAUACUUCUCAUCAAUGAUCAUGCAACUAAUUCUUAUUUUUCAAUAUAUAUUAAUUUUAGGUAUGUUGAUGUGACGAAAUCUCGAAAUAAACAUGACAACACCACAGUUAUCCAUCAUUACAAAGUAGAUGUGUUUAAUGUUGCAAUAGAUCAACAAGUGAUAGAGUUGAAUGAUCGAUUUAGUUCUCAUGUUACUGAGCUUCUAGAUCUUUGUUCAUCAUUGGACCCGAGGCAUGAUGCCUUCAGCAAGUCAAAGAUAUGCAGACUAGUGGAGAAAUUCUAUCCUGCAGAUUUUUCUAGUCAAGAAAGAGAUCGGUUGGAGUGCGAGCUACCACAUUUCCAGCUUGAUACAUUCAACCAUCCAGAGAUCAAGAACUGCAAAUCACUUGCUGAUCUAACAAAAGGGAUAGUUAAGACUGGCAAGUCUUCUGACUAUCCAAUGGUUGAGAGGCUGUUACGAUUGGUGAUAACUCUUCCGGUUUCAACUGCAACAGCAGAGCGAGCCUUUUCUGCAAUGAAACUAGUCAAGACGCGGCUUCGAAGCAAAAUGGGAGAUGAUUUUCUUUGUCAUUGCACGCUAGUUUACAUUGAGAAGGAACUUGCAGCCAAGUUUAGCUCUGAAGAAAUAAUUGAUAUCUUCGAUACUGGUGCUCGUAAA
Triticum aestivum (bread wheat) is the source of this 3984-nucleotide messenger RNA. Its product is annotated as vegetative cell wall protein gp1-like. The transcript is spliced from 5 exons. NCBI's taxonomy places the organism in Eukaryota, Viridiplantae, Streptophyta, Magnoliopsida, Poales, Poaceae. Bases 1398 to 2978 code for a protein of 526 amino acids. The record is from RefSeq and is a predicted model, not a curated record.